Paramecium sonneborni is the source of this 963-nucleotide messenger RNA. Lineage: Eukaryota; Ciliophora; Oligohymenophorea; Peniculida; Parameciidae. The record is from the annotation of a GenBank genome assembly.
AUGGAGAUACAUAAAACAAAGGAGAGUCUAUGGCAAAACAGUAUCAGACCAGCAACCAAGAAAGAUGGAACUUUUAGGAUAAGCAUUACACAUUAUUACACAUGUGAGUCAAAUAUAACAGGCAAAUAUUUGAUAAAUAAUGUUUACGAUAUAAAGGUGAGUUAUAUGAAUUUGCAAGAACUUUAUCAGAGCUGUAUAUAUAAUUAUGUUUUCAAAAUUGAUUUAAGAACACAAGAAACAAGUUGGUUUAUGAUAAGGUUUAAAGCAGCUUAAUUAGGUUUCAAAAAAGCUAAUCAUAAGUUAAGUAUAAUAUAAGAAGAUGUCAAUGCCGUAAUAAUCUAAGGCUAUUGAAAUUUAAAAUUAACAUCAAUCAACAUAUAAAAAUUUGAUAGAAACUGGGAUUAGAUGCAGCAGGAAAAACAACUAUUUUAUAUAAAUUAAAAUUAGGAGAUAUUGAAAGUUUAGUUCCAAUAAUUGCAUUUAAUUUAGAGAAAAUUUAAAGUAAAUAAUUUGAUAUAAAUUGAAGGAGCUAAUAAAAUAAGAACACUUUGGAAGCCUUACUUUUAGAAUAGCAAUGGAUUAAUUUAUGUUAUUGAUUGUUCUGACAAAGAAAGAAUGAGUGAAGCAAAAGACGAAUUAUAUAGGUUGCUGCUUGAUACUUUACUUCUUGGCUUAACAACUUUAAUAUAUGCAAAUAAAUAAGAUUUAUCAUAAAUGAGCCCUUCUGAUUUGGCUUCUGAAUUAAAUCUUCAAAAAUUUGCUAAGAAUUGGCAUAUACAACCUUGUUGUGUAAUUACUGGUGAAGGACUUGAAAAUGGUCUAAAAUGGAUUUAAGUAGUUAAUACUUAAAUGAAAUAUUUAUUUUUAUUAAUAUACCAUAUUGAUAUAUCAAUUUCCUGUAAAUAUAAAUAACCUUAAAAACAAGUUAUAAUGAUAUAUAUUUUUAGUUUUGAAUGGAUUUGA